Molecule: messenger RNA, 1983 nt
Organism: Malus domestica (apple)
Lineage: Eukaryota; Viridiplantae; Streptophyta; Magnoliopsida; Rosales; Rosaceae
Source: RefSeq, a predicted model, not a curated record
AUGGAACGAUAUUAUAAGAAACAGUGCUUAAAUCCUUCUCCAAAUAUUCCGGAUAGUCCUCCUCUUCCUUCAAAUAUUCCGGGUAGUCCUCCUCCUUCUUCUAGUAUUCCGAGUAGUGCACAACAAAGUGAGAUUACUGAGUUGGAUGAAAUAUUAGCUAAUCUUCCGGCAGACCCUGGACUGAGAUGUCGAAUGCUUGAUUAUCCACUCAAUUGUCGUGAAGCAAUUCGUAGAUACUACCUUCAAAAGGAACCUUGUCAACCUAAGUCUCACAUCAUGCCAAGGAAAGCUAGCGACAAUCGAUGUUUUAUUACAGGUUGGUUUGAUAAUUUUAAGUGGUUGGAGUAUAGUAUAGUAAAAGAUGCUGCAUUUUUCCGUUAUUGCUAUCUUUUUAAAUGUGAUUUUGAUAAAGCGGGUGGUAGUGGAAGUGAUGUCUUCACUACAAAAGGGUUUACAAAUUGGAGGAAAGGACCCGAAAAUUUUCGAGUCUACGAGGGAGGUGUUGGAAGUCUUCAUAAUAAAGCUAUGCAACAAGCUAAAGACUUGAUGACCCAAAAACAACACAUUGAAACAUUUGUGAUCAAGCAAACUGAUGAAGCUCGCGUUAAUUAUCACACUUUACUAAGUGGAGCACUUGAUUGCACAAGAUGGUUGUUGCGACAAGGUUUGGCUUUUCGUGGGCACGAUGAAUCUUUGAAAUCGAGCAAUAGGGGUAAUUAUAUAGAGCUUAUGCAAUUUCUUGCCGAUCAUAAUGAGAAAGUUAGAAAGGUUGUGUUUGAGAAUGCUCCCAAGAAUCUCAAGUAUACUUCUUCCGAUAUUCAAAAGGAUCUUGUUCGUGCUUGUGUUAUUGAAACUAUUAAUGCAAUCACUAAAGAUAUGGAAGGUAAAUUUGUUUCUCUUUUGGUUGAUGGAUCACGUGAUGCUUCCAAUAAAGAGCAAAUGGCGGUGGUAUUGCGUUAUGUGAACAAAAAAGGAGAAGCAAUUGAAAAGUUUUUUGGUGUUCAACAUGUCUCCUCUACAACUAGUAGCUCACUUGAAGAGGCUAUUGAGAGAUUGUUUGCUACAACAAAUUUGAGUAUGUCCAAGUUACGAGGACAAGGCUAUGAUGGAGCUAGUAAUAUGAGAGGUGAGUUAAAUGGUCUUAAAACAAAGAUUUUGAACAAAUACCCUCAAGCAUUUUAUAUUCAUUGUUUUGCACACCAACUCCAACUAGCUCUUGUAUUUGUGGCAAAGGAAAAUGAGGAUGUUGCCAAUUUCUUCAUCAAUGCUAAUAGAUUGGUGAAUCUUAUUGGAUCUUCGUGCAAGCGUUGUGAUGCAUUGAGAGAGAAACAACAAGAACAAAUUCAAAAAGCUCUUUAUCUUGGUAAUCUUGAAACGAGUGAAGGGUUAAAUCAAGAAAGUAGCCUCAUGCGUCCAUGUGAUACACGGUGGAACUCGCAUUAUGGUACUAUAGUUAAUAUUAUUGUUAUGUUUGAAGCCGUGGUGGAGGUGGUUGAAUGGAUUAAAAGUGAUCGCAAUCAAGAUAAUCUCGGUGAAGCUACUGGGUUAUUCAAAGACAUACAAACUUUUGAUUUUGUGUUUCACCUUUUCUUGAUGAGACUUAUAUUGGGAAUUACAAAUGAGUUAUCACAAGCAUUGCAAAAGAAAGAUCAAGAUAUUGUGAAUGCGAUGGCGUUAGUGGAAGUAUGCAAGCAAAGACUACAAUCCUUGAGAGAUGAUGACUUUGGGGACUUGUUGCAUGAUGUAGAAAAGUUUUGUGAGAAGCAUGAUAUUGUCAUUCCUAACAUGGAGGAUUUGCAUUUCGUACCUGGAAAAUCAAGGCCCCAACUUUAUCCUCAAGAUUUUGAUCGUAUGGACCUCAUGAAUCUUCUAAUUCAACUUGACAAUUACAUUCAAGAUAUGAAGAUGCAUAGUGAGUUUUCAUCAUUGAGAGGAAUCAGUGAUCUUGCAAAAGAGUUAGUGAAGACUAAGAGAUCACGCUAG